GAGAAAGAGGAUAAGGCAUGUAAGACAUGGUAGGAGGCGCAGUUUGUAAUGUUAUCUCCACCAUUUUCGCAUCCAUUUUGAUUUUAGAGCUUUUGGAAACUAAACAAAAAUGCUGAAAGUCUCAGGCAAUCUGAUUCCGGGCCUGGAGGGAGCUUUGGAAAAACAUCUGUUCAGAGGUGGUGGAGUUCAUAACCUCAACUGUAAAGAAGCAGGUCAUGACCAUACUCAAACCCCGUUGAUUCACUCAAGAUCAGCAGAUAUAACUCAUGUGUCAUGGAAUUCAGUACAUACAAAACUGCCACCUCAAAAGUCAAGCAACAGUAGAAAUGCAUUGAAGGCCUAUGCAAUGAGGAGGAGAAGGGCACAUCGGAGAACCGAAACAUAUGUACUAUUCGAACCAGGACAGGAAGAGAGAUUUGUUUCCGAGGAAGAGCUAAAAGCAAAGUUGAAAGAUUGGCUGGAAAAAUGGCCGGGGAAGGUCCUUCCUCCAGACCUUGCCAGAUUUGAAAACAUGGAUGAUGCUGUUUCCUUCCUAGUAAGAUCUGUUUGUGAACUUGAAAUUGAUGGAGAUGUUGGUUCGAUCCAAUGGUACGAAGUUCGUUUGGAGUGAGGCGGCCGGGAACCCCCCCCAAAAAAAAAAAUCAGCCUUAUAUACCUGCCAUCAAAUAUAAGAGGCUAGCUAUUAUAUAUUUUCAUUCUGUAACUUGAUACUUGAAUGCAUUAUGCAGUGGGCUUGAACUUGUUGAAAGCAAUGCAAAUGAAAGAUGAUGAUGAUGAAGCCCUGAAAUUGAUGUAAAUUUGUAAAACUUCUCAAGGCAAUUUCUUUAGUACAAGGUUCUGCAUGCAGAUCAUUAUAAACUCC
Messenger RNA from Juglans regia (Persian walnut), 862 nucleotides. Its product is annotated as protein CHLORORESPIRATORY REDUCTION 7, chloroplastic. Gene Ontology annotation, cellular component: chloroplast stroma. The transcript is spliced from 3 exons. The record is from RefSeq and is a predicted model, not a curated record. Lineage: Eukaryota; Viridiplantae; Streptophyta; Magnoliopsida; Fagales; Juglandaceae. Bases 110 to 610 code for a protein of 166 amino acids.